Molecule: messenger RNA, 4733 nt
Organism: Poeciliopsis prolifica (blackstripe livebearer)
Lineage: Eukaryota; Metazoa; Chordata; Actinopteri; Cyprinodontiformes; Poeciliidae
Gene: tert
Product: telomerase reverse transcriptase
Exons: 15
Coding region: 1352-4723 (1123 amino acids)
Biological process (GO): telomere maintenance via telomerase
Cellular component (GO): telomerase catalytic core complex
Molecular function (GO): telomeric repeat DNA binding; telomerase RNA binding
Source: RefSeq, a predicted model, not a curated record
UACUUUUGUUGGCAUUUCGAGUAACUGUGGCAACAUAAUUAACAAAAACAACGAGCCAAAUUCAAGUCAAAACAAAAGACUAACUGACACAAAACAGUGUCAGUUCCACUCAAAAUAGACAGAAUUUUGUCUCCCUCUGACCUGCUAUAGAGAACUACAGAGAUGGCAGAAUGUCAGAAUUACAAACAUGGUGGAACAAUUGCUAGAAACUCAUUGCAUCUCUGAAUAGCGUUGUUUGUUAUAUCUUACAUGCAUAUCAUCUAGUGGUGGUAAAAGCAACAAAAAAACCUAGUGUGCUCUGGACUUAAGAUGGGGUAAAUGCACACAUAUGCAUGACAUACCUUUAAAAAAAUGGGGUGUCCGUCAUGUAACGUUGCCUGGCCAUAUCUCGUGACCUCUUCACCUUAACUCAUACCUGUCUUCUUCGUUCCUUUGACUCUAACCUCCUGACACCCAUGAGAAACAAACGACAGCUUCUGUCCCCGUCCUGUCCCUCUGUCUCAAAGUGUCAGGAACUCCAACUAGCUUCAAAUCACCACUCAGUCAACCAUCUGGUCUAUCCACCAAAACCCCUUUUCAAUUUUCAGCUACUUGUUUAUGUUGUCUGUCAUUUCUAUUUUCUUGCAAAGUCUCUUUGAGAUUUCUAAAAAAAAAAAAAAAAAAAAAAAACAAUCCUAUAUACGUUUAAUGCAUUAUUAGUAGUAUUUUAGUUAUUAUUAGUAGUAAUUCUUUUGAACACGAGUUUUUAUGCGUUUGUUUGAUUGUUUUUGCUUUUGACCAAUAAGAUACACAGAGUUUCCGGUUGUGAGAAGAGCUUUUAUCUUAAAUAAGGUAUUUGUUAUUUCUCUUACUUGUUAGCCAUGUUUGGUAUAUUGAAUGGAGUAAGUCAAUUACACACAACAUGCUAAUGAUGGUCCACAUGCUGCUGACAGUGUUCACGUUAAAAUGAACAUAUUUGUAAAAUUAGCAUAAAAUUACUAACAUGGUUGAAGUCCAUGUUGAUCAUUGAUGCUGAUUUUUAGUAUCAGAACGCUGGGUCCAAACCGCUGGGCACACUUUGGCAGGUCCCGGUUAAAUUUCUUCAGGAAUUUUCUAGUUUUAUUUUCAUUGACUUCCACGUGCAACUAUACGUCAGAUCGUGGAUCUAUGGCAACAAACAUUUACUUGUUGGCGAUUUGUUCGCCGUUGAAGUAUGCGGCCUUCUGAUUGGACGUGCAUGAAAACACAGUCCUCAUUGGCUUACGGCAGGGCGGGCGGGUGAACUCAACACCUCAAGGCAGGAAGUAGUUUGUUUGCUAGCCAACAUGGCGGUGGUCGUGUCAACAGUGAGUUAGGGGGGCUUUACGUCGUUAUGUCUGCGGCUGAUAUGUCCGCCGUGUUGAACAUCCUCCGGUCUCUGUAUCGGCACGUCCGGACGCUGGAGGAGUUCGCUGGCAGCAUCGAGUUCAAGGAAGGGAAGAAGCCGGUUCUGGUGGAGCAGUCGGACUCGAAGCGCUUCGAGACGUUUGUCAGAGGCGUGUUUGUGUGCUUUGACAAGGAGCUACAGCAGAGUCCCAGCUGCAGCGAGAUUUGCACUCUCCCAGAACUCCUGGCUUUUGUUCUCAACACCAUGAAAAGGAAAAGAAGAAGAAACGUCCUGGCGCACGGCUACACCCUGCUGGCCCUGCCGCAGGAGGAUCGGGACGCAGACCACUUUAAAUUCCAAGGAGACGUGACCCAAAGUGCCGCCUAUAUCCAUGGCAGUGACCUGUGGAAGAAAGUCACCUUGCGCCUGGGCACGGACAUCACACGCUACCUGCUGGAGAGCUGCUCCGUAUUCGUGGCCGUGCCACCUUCAUGUGCUUUCCAGGUGUGCGGCGUCCCGGUGUAUGACAGGGUGUCCACGAGCGUGCCCUCGAGUGGGUUUCAUCUUCAGCCUAGACUUAGGGGGCGCAGUUUGUCUCAGUUUGGAAGAGAUCAACGAUCACUGCGCUUUAGGGGAAGACAGAAGGUUGAGAAUGUGUCUCAAAGCCAGAUUAGGAGAAGAAGAAAGGAAAAAGGGAACAAGAGAAAAAGAAAGAGGGGACUCGAUCAGCUGGAGGAGACGGGGACGUCCUCAGGAAAGAGGAGACGGUUAGCAAACACAGACAGCAAUCAGGAGCAAACGGUUGAGGAAAGGCAGGCUAAGUUUGUGGAGACAGCAACGUCGAGGAGGAAUGUGGAAAAUGGGACAAGUGGUUUCAAACAGACAAUUGAGAUGCCAUUGACUGAGGGUGGUCCCAGUUGGCGGUCAGGGGCUUUUCCUCCUUUGCCGCCCUCACAAAGUUUUAUCCGCACGCUGGGAUUUCUGUACGGCGGCAGAGGCCUGCACGGCUUCCUUCUCAACAGGAAGAAAAAGAGCAGCGAUGGAUCCAGAAGGUUACAAGGGAAAGACUUGAUACGAGUCGUCUUCUUUGAGGGCUUGAUGUAUUUGAACGGUUUAGAGAGGAAACCGAAAAAGCUUCCCCAGAGGUUCUUCAACAUGGUUCCCCUCUUUAGUCGGCUGUUACGACAACACAAGAAAUGCCCUUACAGCAAGAUCCUGCAGAGAAUCUGCCCUUUGGUCGAAGAGCAUAACACGGGACCCGGAGAGCUAAACUCCCUCUUACCUAAACACUGUGCGCCCCAUAGGGUCUUCCUGUUCGUCAGAGAAUGUCUGUCUACUGUGAUUCCGCGAGAGAUGUGGGGCUCGGACCACAACCGGGUUCGUUUCUUCGCCAAAGCUAGGGUUUUUCUCCACAGCGGCAAGUUUGAGAGGCUGUCGCUGGCUGAGUUGAUGUGGAACAUGAAGGUGAAUGACUGUGACUGGUUGAAGAUCAGUAAAACCGGUCGAAUCCCACCCAGUGAGCUCGCAUACCGGACGCAAAUCCUGGGUCAGUUCCUGACCUGGCUGCUGGAUGGCUUUGUUGUGGGUCUCGUCCGCGCUUGUUUCUACGCCACGGAGAGCGUGGGGCAGAAGAACGCCAUCAGGUUCUACCGACAGGAAGUCUGGACUAAACUUCAGGACUUGGCUUUCAAAGGUCACCUAUCCAAAGGUCAGAUGGAGGAGUUGUCUCCUGCUCAGGCAGCGUCUCUCCCCAAAGGCACCGUCGUCUCCCGACUUCGUUUCAUUCCCAAGGCAGAUGGCAUGAGGCCCAUCACACGAGUUAUAGGAACGGAUCCCAAAACGAGGUUGUUCCAGGGCCGGGUGCGGGACUUGCUGGACAUGCUGAGGGCCUGCGUGCGCUCCACUCCAUCCCUCCUCAGCUCCACUGUGUGGGGGAUGACGGAUAUUCACAAGGUGCUGAGCUCUCUGGCGCCAGCCCAGAAAGACCAACCGCAACCCCUCUACUUUGUCAAAGUGGAUGUGAGUGGAGCCUACGAGAGCCUGCCGCAUGACAAACUCAUAGAGGUGAUUGGCCAGGCCUUGUGCCCCGUCCAGGACGAGCUCUUCACCAUCCGCCGCUAUGCCAAGAUCUGGGCAGAUUCCCACGAGGGCCUGAAAAAGGCCUUUGUUAGACAGGCAGACUUUCUGGAGGACAACAUGGGAUCCACCAACAUGAAGGGAUUUUUAAUGUCGUUGCAAAAGAGUGCAAAACUCCACCAUGCCAUCCUCGUAGAACAACAUUUUUGCUCUGAUCUCCGAGGCAAAGAAGCUUCACAGUUCUUCACCCAAAUGCUAACAGGCAGCGUAGUUCAGUAUGGAAAGAAGACGUACCACCAGUGCCGAGGGAUUCCUCAGGGAUCGGUCGUGUCCUGUCUGCUCUGUUGUUUGUGUUACGGCCACAUGGAGAACGUUCUAUUCAAAGACAUCACUAAAAACAAAGGGUGUUUGAUGAGGUUGGUGGACGACUUCCUCCUUAUUACUCCAGACCAACAUCAAGCUCAAACCUUUCUGAAGACCUUGCUGGCUGGAGUCCCACAGUAUGGUCUAAUGGUCAAUCCACAGAAGGUGGCGGUCAACUUCCAGCUCCAGGGAAGUGUGGGCUCCUGUGCGGGCAUUCGCAUGUUGCCUGCUCACUGUCUCUUCCCUUGGUGUGGGCUGCUGCUGGACACCCACUCCCUGGACGUCUAUAAAGACUAUUCAAGCUAUGCUGGACUCUCUCUACGGUACUCCCUCUCUCUGGGUUCUUUCCAUUCAGCCGGUCACCAAAUGAAGAGGAAGCUGAUGGCCAUCCUUCGGCUCAAAUGUCAUCCUCUCUUCUUGGACUUGAAGACCAACUCCCUUGAAGCGGUUUACAGGAACAUCUAUAAGCUGGUGGUGCUGCAUGCAUGCAGGUUUCAUGUGUGUGCACAGAGUUUGCCCUUUGGUCAAACAGUCGCCAAGAAUCCGCUUUACUUCCUGCAGAUGAUCUGGGACAUGGCUCAGUACGCCAAUAAGCUCCUCAGGUCCAGCAACAAGGGUGACAUUUCCACAAAAGAGUUCAGAAAAGCACCACGUUUAGAGCUUCUCUGCAUCGUUUCAUGUUUUUCCUUUUCUUUAGGGCUAAUUUUAGGCAGUAAAGCCCAGACAGGCGUCGCGCAAUACGAGGCGGUGGAGCUGCUUUUCUGUCUCAGCUUCCUGCUGGUGCUCUCCCAACACCGUCCGCUCUACAGGGACCUGCUGACGCACCUACACAAACGGAAGCGGAGCCUGGAGCGACGGCUGGGGGAUUUGAGGCUGGCCCGGGUUCGUCAGGCCUCAAACCCCAGGACCCCCGUGGACUUCUUGGCCAUCCGAAUGUAAUCCGUGGCCC